This is a messenger RNA of Vicia villosa (hairy vetch), 3225 nucleotides long. RefSeq lists its product as uncharacterized. The transcript has 3 exons. NCBI's taxonomy places the organism in Eukaryota, Viridiplantae, Streptophyta, Magnoliopsida, Fabales, Fabaceae. The record is from RefSeq and is a predicted model, not a curated record. Bases 1 to 3225 code for a protein of 1074 amino acids.
AUGAACAUGUUGAAGCACUAUAUGGAAAGGAUGUGGAACUUUGUGCAAUUACCUGAAAUGGUGUACCAUGAGGAAGGAUACUUCAUCCUAAAGUUCAUAACUCAGAGUUAUAAUGAGGAAGUGUUGAUGAAAGGCCCAUACACUCUGCGGAAUAUGCCUAUUUUGCUCUGUGAUUGGAGGCCAGGUUUUAGCUUGAAAGAAGAUAUGCUACGCACGCUACCAAUCUGGGUGAAGCUGCCACUCUUGCCAUUACAUAUAUGGGGAUUCAAAAGUUUGAACAAGAUUGGGAGUGCACUGGGGAAUCCGCUGUUAACGGAUGAAUGCACUGCGAGUAAGGCCCGUGUUUCGUAUGCACGUAUUCUAGUGGAGGUGGAUGUCACUCAAGAACUGAGGAAUUGCAUAAACAUUAAGGAUGUUGAAGGUAGGAUAUUGAUACAACCAGUAGAGUAUGAAUGGAAACCAUUUUUUUGUGGAAAGGGCCAAAUGUUUGGUCACAACUGUAAGGAGAAAGUGCUAAAAAAAUGGCAGCCAAUGAUUCCUCUGCCUGAAGGGAAGCAAGAUCCUGUGCUUGUAGUAGAGGAGACCCCAAAGCCUGCUACGAAUGAAGCUAUCAAACCUGUAGAGGUUAGACUUGAAGAUAUAGGAAAGGAAUGGGAAACGGUUCUGAAUGGAAGAGAUAGGGGUAAGAGGAGCAUACAAGAACAGGUUGUCACAAAUUGUUGGAAUGGGUAUGAGGAGGCUGUGAGAGAUAAUUGGAAUGUGCCAUUAACAGGUAGAGCUAUGUAUGUGGUGUGGGAAAAAUUGAAAAGACUGAAACCCCUUAUGAGGAAACUAAAUAAGCUGUUGACCACACUGAAGCAGGACAUUGUUAAAUCCAGAGACGAGUUAGCUUGUGCCCAUCAUGAUGUCAAUGAUGAUCCCUUGGAUAAAUGCAAAGUUCAAAGGAUGCAGGAGUGUACUGAAAAGGUGAUAGCUCUGAAUGAACUUGAAGAGAAAAUUCUGAAGCAAAGAUCGAAGAUUGAAUGGCUUAAAUUAGGAGAUGGGAAUAAUUCAUACUUUCAUGCUACUAUUAAAGCCAAACACACUGCCAAAGGUAUGCAUAUUCUUCAUAAGGAUGAUGGUACUGUUAUCACUAAUCAAAAUGAAAUUGAGCAGACAUUAGUGGACUUUUACAAAGGACUUAUGGGUACAGCUGCAAGAGACAUCAUACAGGUAGAUAUCAGUGCUCUAAGAGAAGGCCCACAACUUACCUUUGAGCAAAGACAAAGAUUAGUUGGUCCUAUUAGUGAGGAGGAGGUGACACAGGCUUUGAAGGGUAUUGGAGAUCUAAAAUCACCAGGGGUUGAUGGUUUUGGAGCAAAAUUUCAUAGAGCAAGCUGGCAGAUUAUCAAACAGGAUGUGAUGAAUGCUGUGAGGGACUUUUUUGAUAAAGGUGAUCUGUACAAGGCAGUGAACUGUACUAGUGUGACACUGAUACCAAAAAGUGCUAAAGCAAGGACUAUAAAGGACUAUAGGCCCAUAGUAGGUUGUACAACUCUAUACAAGAUAAUAUCUAGGAUUCUCACUUGUAGAUUGGCAAAAGUGAUUGGAUCCAUCGUCAUUCACAAUCAGGCAGCAUUUGUACCUGGGCAACAAAUACACAAUCACAUCCUACUAACCUAUGAGCUAUUGAGGGGUUACUCUACAAAGGGAGGGGUUCCUAGAUGUAUGAUACAACUAGACCUACAAAAGGCCUAUGACAUGGUAGAUUGGGGGGCCUUGGAACUGAUAAUGAAGGAGCUAGGUCUACCUAAUCUGUUUAUAAACUGGAUCAUGCUCACUGUGAAAUCUGUAUCAUACAGAUUUAAUUUGAAUGGUUUAUAUACUAGUCAUAUACAAGAAAAACGUGGGAUAAGACAAGGGGAUCCCCUAUCCCCUAUUCUCUUUGUCUUUAUGAUGGCGUAUUUCCAUAGACUCCUCCAUAAGAUGCAAAAAAAUCCUGAUUUCAAACAUCAUCAUAAAUGUAAGGAGCUGCAACUCACCAAUAUCACCUUUGCUGAUGAUGUUCUUAUGUUUGCUAGGGCUGAUACACAAUCUGUUAGGAUGCUGCUGCAAGUGAUCCAGGAUUUCUCUUGUUCAACUAGAAUGGUGGUAAACCCAAGGAAAUGCAAGGUUUACAUUGGAGGUGCUGAUGCUGACACUUGUCUUAGAAUUAAAGAUUUGACUACUUUCCAAGAGGGCACUCUACCCUUCAAGUAUAUGGGUAUUCCUAUGUCAAGCAAGAGGUUAGAGAUUCACCAAUUUUGUCCUUUAAUUGAUAGGAUUACAUCUAGAAUUACCCAUUGGAGCAGUAGACUUUUGAGUUAUGCUGGGAAAGUACAGUUAGUAAAAAAUCCUUUGUGUGGACUGGUAGUGCUAUUAUUAGUAAAAAAAAUCCCUGUUGCAUGGAAAGAUAUUUGUAAACCUAGGAAAUGUGGAGGCCUAAACAUAAUAGAUUUGAAGAUUUGGAAUAACCUGGCUAUGCUGAGACUGUUAUGGAAUAUUAGCAAGAAAAAGGAUACCAUAUGUGUGAAAUGGAUGAAUUGCUAUUAUUUGAAAGGCAGAGAUAUUAUGCAGAUUGAGGAGAGAAGUCAAUAUUCUUGGGUUUUUAAGGCUAUUUUAAGGCAGAGACAAGUAACUGCAGAAGUGCAUAACUGGUCAAGUAUGGGGCAGUUUAGAACUAAACAGGUUUACAAGCAGCUGAGGGCUACUGAGAUCCAAGUGUCGUGGUACAAGAUGUUUUGUGGCAAUAGUGCAAGGCCUAGAGCUCUCCUCACACUUUGGUUAGCCUGUCAUGAGAAAAUGGCAACAAGAAGUAGAUUACAUAGAUUUGGGUUUGUUGAUUAUGUUCAAUUCAGUUUUUGCUUGCAGGAAGAGACUCAACAUCAUCUAUUUUUUGAGUGCAAUGAAACAAAAGUGAUAUGGCAACUGGUUUUAAAAUGGUUGGGUAUUGAUAGAACUCCUCAGAACUGGGCAUUUGAAAUACAAUGGAUGAUCCAAAUGUGCAAUGGAAAAUCAACAAAAGCUAGUGUUUUGAAGAUGGCUAUUGCUGAAGUUGUUUAUGGGCUGUGGCAUUAUAGGAAUGCUGUUAGCUUUGGGCAAGUGGUCGAUUCAAAAAGUGUUCUCUUGAGUAUUCUUGAUAUGAUUGUGUAUAGGGGUUGGACUAACCCUGGACUUAGAUCUUAUAUGGCUAUUUUGAUGCUAUAG